Cladocopium goreaui is the source of this 723-nucleotide messenger RNA. The record is from the annotation of a GenBank genome assembly. NCBI's taxonomy places the organism in Eukaryota, Dinophyceae, Suessiales, Symbiodiniaceae.
AGUGGUGAUAUUUUGAGUUAUGAAGCCACUCACAAACCGCCAACUAGUAAUGAAGGAUAUCAAUACCUCAGAUUCCCUUUGGCAAUCAACACCUUGCACUGGAAAAUCCUUGAUUUACAAGUGUUUUUUUCCAAUGUUUUUCCACUCAAACCUCUAUGUCGUGCGGGGAUUUUCCACGUUUGGUCGAUUUGCAGCAGGUCUCCGGCUCGAAGACACCGUUAAUAGAGGUGGACUUUCAGUGUUCCAAACCUACUUGGGCCGCUGCGCCAACGGCUAACAUCAUGACCAUCGAUGAGGAUGCGUUGUUGGGAGAAGUGCCAGCCCCUGUGGGCAAAGGAAAGAGCGACUGCAGUUCCCAGCCAAAGGCGUGUGCCAACUGUAGCUGCGGCCGGAAGGAACUCGAGGACAAGUUCGGCGCCGAGGAGGCAAAGCAGAGAUUGGAGCAAGGUAAGGAGAGAUCUUCUUGCGGCAGUUGCUACCUGGGUGAUGCCUUCAGAUGCGAGACUUGCCCAUACCGAGGGCUUCCAGCAUUCAAGCCUGGCAGCAAGGUGGAACUCGCCACGGGCGAAAUCUUGGGAACAGGGCAGUUGGACCUGCGAGUGGCUGAUGAGUCGGUGGAGGACGACUUGCACUUUGCUACCGCCUGAUGUCCACAGCCCUCAGUAAUGCCUGAGAUCCGUUUCACACCGCCCCAAAGGCUGGAGAGGUAACAAGAUACUGGAG